GGUCGCACCGCGGCCUCCUCGCGUUACUCUUGUAUUUUACCCGUGCGCGUAUCGCGUGGUAUACCGAUUUUUUUUAUUUUCCCUCGUUUUUUUGUUUUGUUAUUAUUUGUUGCUCUGCUUUUCAUUACGGUGAAAGUAAAAGCAAACAAAAAAAAGUGAGGACUCUCGUUUGUUUGUACAUUCUUACUUAUCGUCAUGUCUGCUGAAAAUAGUGACGACGGCGAGUGCGGUGUGAUUUAGAUCGUAGAGAGAUCGGGAAUUUUCGCCCGUCACCAACACACGAACAAAACCUGGUGCGGUUUCGAGUUUGAGCCUGCACCUUCAGUACCGUCUCGGUUGACGUUAAAAACGAGCGAGACAGUAGCACCCUACGGUGGUAAGGAUCCACAGGGCGAUACUAGUCGGGGCCGCGAGAGGAGGAAAAUGAUCGCGCUGGCGUGGACCUUUUUCGUCGUGCUGUCGAUGGUCGUAGCGUCCAGUCAGGCCUUCCACACUCUGCCGCUGACCGAGGCCGAGCGAGGUCCGUUGUCGGCAGCAACGACGACGACAACCACCACUGCCGCGACAAACGCAACGAAUGCAACAGCAGCCGUGGCAGGACUGCGGAUGAACGUGACGACUCUGGUGCAGGAUUCCCUCGAACGGGACGACGACUCGGACGAGUACGACCUCGAGGACAGGAACGGCGGUUACGCCGUGUGGCGGGGGCCCGACGCUGACGGCCGAGACUUGCCGCACAAAACGAAAAUGAACGAGUUCGAGAUGAUGGAGGCCGAGAGGGGAGUCAAGGACGAGGGAUACAAGAACCGCGACAAGGGCCUAUCCGACGAUGGUCUCGAUAGCCAAAGUGCCCUGGAUCCCUGGUCGAUAGUGUGGUACAUCGGCUCGUUCGGCGGCCUCGUGGCCUUCUUCCUCAUAGUCAGCUGCUCGGAGUGGUGCUGCCGUCGCGGCGCCCGGCCGGUAUCGGCGCCCUACGCCGGCCGGCGCGACGAAGCCGGCAUCAACAGCACCGUCCGGCCGGUAAGCGAGUCCCCACCACCGCCUUACCACCUGUUCGCCCCACCGCCCUACGACUCGGUCAAUUACGCCGAGGUCGCCGACAAGAGCGCCAACGGCGAGAAGCUCGACAUCUACGUCAUCACCCUGCCGAUCCACCACCAGCCGGCCCAGCCAACCCACCAGCUACAAGUCCCGGGUACGCGAGCGCCCGCGUAGAAGCACGUCCUCGUGGUCGCGAGAUCGCGGCUGCUGGGCACCACGAGGCUACUGCUUUUGCAAUCCAUAGUCCUCUCCCCCUCUCGGCGGAGGGCCCGCAGUGGCGAGCGCGACCACGAGGCCAGAGGUGACGAUCGCAUCGAGCCCCGGGGAGGAUCGACAGCCACGAGGAUACCGAUCUUCGAGUUGGACAACGAGCCGGCCGGGGCCAACGGCGACCUGGUCGGGAGCGUGCUGUGACGACGAGCGGCCCCGACGGUUAACCACGCCGAGAACGGGAAGUGAAGUACGGGCCGUUUGGGAAAACCAAGGGCUUCGUCCGUGUCACCGAUCCCCGACCAUCUGAAUCGUGUGUCGUGCACUACCCGUAAGCGCGCGCGCGCGCGUGCUGUGUUUUAACAGCUAUAGUUGUAAGCACACAAACCUGUAUGAUUAUGCCACACAAGUAUGGUACAGCAAUAUAGCGAUCGUAUUUAGACGAGGUGCCUCUGCGUAUAAUAUAUGUAUGAAUGGUGUGCGAGAUCUUUCACGCGAGGAAAGUUGUAAAUUCGAGAGAAUGCAAUGUGUGUGUGUACGUAUAGCGAGCUCACGAGCUGGACCGAUUGUUUUCAAGGCGAAGAUUAACACGGAGCACAUUGUAGUUUGUUAGCGAUACUCUGUAGUAAGGCUUUUACGGGGAUAAAUCGGUAUCCAACGAUCGCUUGGUUUUCGCGUGUCGUUCGCGAUGGGCAUCAAUUAUAUGUAAUAUAUAUGGGUGUACGAGACGGGCACCGGACGAGUAAUGCCCAUGUAACGAUUUUGCGUGGGCAGCAGCAGAUCGAAAAAAUCCAAAGUCGGUGCUCCGUAGAGAGGGAGGGCCAUGAAAAUUCCUCGAUCGUUCAUCAAGCGAUUUAAAACAAUGCAGUGAAAAAAAAAAUGUUCGUUUAGUCGGAAGAGCCGAGGUAACCGGCGACUGUGCGACGACUUGGCAUUUGACCUCAAUCACUGCCGUGGAAACUCACUCGUCUGCGCUCAUCUCUCUGUCCACCGAGGAAGCCCGAUUAUUGUUGUUUUUCCUUGGAGAUCGGUAUGACAUUGACACCAGGGCGUGUGUCACUGUUUACAAAAGCGAGCCCAAAAGCACAGCGAGCAUUAUUUUUUUAAUACAAAAAUCGCAUCUCGCGUGCCGAUGUAUAUUCGUGGGUGUGGCUGAGAGUCGAUUUUUUUCUUUUUUCUGGCGGCAAGAGUCUCGAACGGAGCAACGAAAAUUCUUGCUCGUAAAACCAGCAAUAUUCGCGUAUGGUCUCCACUCCCACGCGAGGGCUGAACCUAAAUUUAAUCCAACACGUUUGCAGUGCCGAAAUUAUAAAUAAACGCACCGCGCCCCGAGCGCACGUUUUCGCUGCCGAUCUUUUUCUUUACCCAAACUCAGGCUCGACAACAUUUUCAUUUGAUGCAUACUCGUGUGUACCUACAAGUAAUAGCAAUUAAACAUAAACGCACGAUCGCAAUUUUGUUGCAUGGAAAAAAAAAAACCACGCGGUGUGUGUCUAGUUAUUGAUAAAGCUUGUGUAAAUAUACAUAGCACUUUUUACCGCCAUAAACGUAAAAAGUAAAGAGCCGAAAAGACACUUGCUGCCGUUAUCUUUUCAGCCACAUGUAUAUACACGCGCGCGCGCGCGAGCGACGCCGAGGACGCGGGAGCUCGUAAAAGCCACGUACUCCCGCGCGCGAUAUCACACGCGCGGAAGUGUUGGUGUCCGUGUGUAUAUAUAUACCAAGCGCGAAACUCAUCUUCUUUGCUGGCCGGCUGCCGAACUCGCUCUUCGAAAUCGAGCUUUUUGCCCUCCUCCCCGUCUCCUCGAGACCUCGCGUUCUAAAAAAAAAAAAAA
Molecule: messenger RNA, 3086 nt
Organism: Copidosoma floridanum
Lineage: Eukaryota; Metazoa; Arthropoda; Insecta; Hymenoptera; Encyrtidae
Source: RefSeq, a predicted model, not a curated record